AUGCGACGCGGACGCGCGAGUGACAGACGGCCCACAGGGGCAGAAGACGACACAUCGGGGCAUCCUGGGAGGGCACUACCGCUCGCAGACCCACGUCCACGCCGUCGCUACCCCUACGCCAACGUACGACCAGCUCACGCCAAUCCAGCCAACGGUGGUCCCACCGUCAGACGAACAGACCCCAUCAGCCCAGCUCAUCCCAGCCGCACCGACCCGACGUCGGCCAGCGACACCAGGGGACCCUCAACGUCCCGAAGCGCCACCAAGCGCAAGAGGACAGACGAACCGGAGCCUCGCCGACAAGGCGGAAACCCCCAAAGGCAACCGACAUCACCACCACCACCACCCUCCUCGACACGACGAGUCGAGGCCUCAGACGGCCUCCGCCGGCUGGGCCAAGAGCGAGACGACGGUCGACUAGGCGCGCCAUUCCAAACGAGCAACGUGGACGCCGAGAGUAGGUGGGGAGACCCCGCCAUGGCCGAGGAGAGCGACGAGGAAGUCCUCAACGACGGACGCUUUGGGAUAAAUUCCCAGCGGGCCCCUCUACGACACGAUAUCGAGACGCUCAAUCGGUGGCUGAAUACAGAGCGGGCCCAAGGCCCGCAAUACUCCGACGUCAGCGAGGACGAGACUGAGGAGACACCGAGAGAGCGAUGCCCGGACCCGGUAGCGACCAGCUUAGGCAGGCAGGCUACUGUCGAGGAGGAAAACCGGCCAGCGCCAUCGAGCCCCAAGGAUACUGGAGCACCGCCCGCUUACGGGUCGUGGCAUCCUUCAACGAAGAUCCCCGGAAUCCCACCCCCACGGAGGCGCCACAUAAAAGGGCACCUGACCUUCCUGACCUGGACGGACAGCGAGGCCGAAACGGAGGAGUGGGACGGGAGUGGGUACCACUCAGAGUCCAGUGCCGAAGAGGAGGCUGAGGCAGAAGAAGCGGUAAAAGAGGAGGCAGAGGCAGAAGAGGAGGCUGAGGAAGAAGACGUCGACGAGGAGGCUGAGGCAGAAGAGGCGGAGAAAGAGGAGGUUAGUGACGAGGAUACCACCGAAAAGGGGAACAGCGGGGACGACCGCUCAAAGAUGAGUUUCAUACUCUCCCCCCGAACCCCAUCCUACUCAUCUGUCCCCAACCAAACGGAACUUUGCGCAUACUGGCCCAACUCUCCUGACCAUCGAAUAAUCGGCCCACAUCGAACCGACCCCCGGGUAAUCACGAUCAGUGACAGAGAGGAGGAGGGCACGACAGACGGACCCUCGGAAGCAGUAGCAGACAAGACACCCCAAGAGCAGGAUGCGCCCAUGGACCUUCGACGCAUCAACCACAGGGAUCGCGAGGUCGAAACCAUAGGUGCGGCAACGCGGACACCUCCCCACGAGAGCAAUCCCUACCGCGAGUUGCAGGGACUAACUCUCGAUGAUCUCCUGGGCGAAGCCAUAGGGGCGGCAGAGGAGAUACCUCUCCACGAGGGCGACUCCUACCUGGAGCUCGAGACGUUCGACGCCGACGACCUCAUGGCACUCUUCAACGAGCUCCCGGCGUUGGACACCGUACAAGAGGAAGGAGAAUGGCGGGAGGCACCCGCAGGCUGGCAGGUAGAUACCCCGAUGCGCCGAGUACCUCAGACCCUCAUCGAAGCCGUUCAGAGAAGGCUGGACGCGGAAAGCACGUCGCGAACACGGACAUUGGAGAUCCAUGGCGGCCAGCGGUUCCGGAUCUCGGUGAACCGAAACAGGGAGGUACGGGUGUUUUUACGACCCUCCCGAAGUGAGGAGGGAGUGUAA
This is a messenger RNA of Drosophila obscura, 1782 nucleotides long. RefSeq names its product retinitis pigmentosa 1-like 1 protein. The transcript is spliced from 2 exons. The record is from RefSeq and is a predicted model, not a curated record. The coding region runs from base 1 to 1782 and encodes 593 amino acids. NCBI's taxonomy places the organism in Eukaryota, Metazoa, Arthropoda, Insecta, Diptera, Drosophilidae.